This is a messenger RNA of Penicillium antarcticum, 1626 nucleotides long. RefSeq lists its product as uncharacterized. Lineage: Eukaryota; Fungi; Ascomycota; Eurotiomycetes; Eurotiales; Aspergillaceae. The transcript has a single exon. Gene Ontology annotation, molecular function: carbohydrate:proton symporter activity. Bases 1 to 1626 code for a protein of 541 amino acids. Gene Ontology annotation, cellular component: membrane. Gene Ontology annotation, biological process: carbohydrate transport; transmembrane transport. The record is from RefSeq and is a predicted model, not a curated record.
AUGUGGACUACAACCUCCGGUCUGCGGGGCAAGAAGCUCCAUUUGGCCAUCACUUUCACUUCCGUUAUUGGAUUCUCCCUGUUCGGUUAUGAUCAGGGUUUGAUGUCCGGUAUUAUCUCCGGUGACCAAUUCACAAAGGAGUUCCCUCCUCUCGCUAUUCCCGAUGGCAGCAGCAGCUCCUACUCUGCCCACGUCUCCGUCCUCCGUGGUGCUGUCACUGCUUGUUACGAACUCGGAUGUUUCUUCGGUGCCAUCUUUACUCUGAUUUGGGGUGAAAGGAUUGGCCGCACCCCUUUGCUGGUCUCUGGAGGUGUUCUCAUGAUUAUCGGUACUGUCAUCUCCACUGCUGCUUUCGGUCCCCAAUGGGGCUUAGGCCAGUUCGUCAUCGGACGUGUCAUCUCAGGUCUUGGAAACGGCAUGGACACCGCCACCAUUCCUGUGUGGCAGUCCGAGUGUUCUCGCGCGCAUAACCGUGGUUUCCUCGUUUGCUUCGAGGGUGCCAUCAUCGCCGUCGGUACAUUUGUUGCCUACUGGAUUGACUUUGGUCUCUCCUACGUGGAUAGCUCGGUCCAAUGGCGGUUCCCUGUCGCCUUCCAGAUUCUGUUCGCUAUUUGUGUUAGUAUCGGUGCUCUGAUGCUUCCUGAGUCUCCUCGCUGGUUCGUUAUGCGUGGUCACGACCAAGAGGCUUUGCAGGUUUUGGCUCAGCUUAACGACAGUAGCGUUGAUGCCGAGGAUGUGCUUACCGAUUUCAACCUGAUGAAGGCCGAUCUUAAGGCAUCCGAGGGCAACAAGGCUAGCUGGAGAGAGCUCUUCAAGUUCGGAAAGACUCAGGAAUUCCAGCGUAUGAUGAUCGGUUGCUCUGGCCAGUUCUUCCAGCAGUUCACCGGCUGUAACGCUGCUAUUUACUAUUCGACCCUACUCUUCGAGCAGAACCUUCACAUGAAGCACCGUCUCUCUUUGAUUCUUGGUGGUGUUUUCGCUACCGUCUAUGCCUUGGCCACUAUUCCAUCUUUCUUCAUGGUCGAAAAGGUUGGUCGUCGCAACUUGUUCUUGAUCGGCUUCCUUGGUCAAGGUCUUAGUUUCAUCAUUACCAUGGGAUGUCUGAUUUCGGACAAUGAGCAGAACGCCAAGGGUGCCGUCGUUGGUAUCUUCCUAUUCAUCUGCUUCUUCGCCUUUACUACGCUGCCUUUGCCUUGGAUCUACCCUCCCGAGAUCAACCCUCUUCGCACUCGUACUAUGGCUGCCGCUGCCUCCACUUGCACCAACUGGAUUUGCAACUUCGCUGUCGUCAUGUUUACCCCCGUGUUCUCUGACCAAAGUGGUUGGGGUAUCUACCUCUUCUUCGCGUUGGUCAACUUCGUCGCCAUCCCAUUCGCCUGGUUCUUCUACGCUGAGACUGCCGGUCGUGAUUUGGAGGAGAUCGACCUCAUAUUCGCCAAGGCUCAUAUUGAGAAGAAGUGGCCCUACCAGGUCGCUAACAGCAUGCCUAAGCUCACUGUCGAGCAAAUCGCUCAGAUGCAGAUCGAAGUUGGCCUGAGCGUUCCCGAUCACCAGUUCGCAUCUGAGGCCGAGAAGGCCGAGAUUGCUAUGAGCAGUGGAGACAGUGAGAAGCACGCCUCCGACUAA